Messenger RNA from Carcharodon carcharias (great white shark), 2633 nucleotides. Its product is annotated as zinc finger and BTB domain-containing protein 39-like. The transcript has 2 exons. Lineage: Eukaryota; Metazoa; Chordata; Chondrichthyes; Lamniformes; Lamnidae. The coding region runs from base 331 to 2460 and encodes 709 amino acids. The record is from RefSeq and is a predicted model, not a curated record. Gene Ontology annotation, molecular function: protein binding. Gene Ontology annotation, biological process: regulation of immune system process; regulation of cytokine production; negative regulation of transcription by RNA polymerase II.
UGUCUCCCGGUUCGGUCUCUUUGGCGUUUUUUAAACAGACUGCCUGGCAGCUGUGGGCCUUGGAUAUGUCGGUGUUGCUAUGGCGGUGAAAAAAGCUUUUAUUUAAAAUAAAGCAGCCGGUAAGCUUGUGAAGAGGGUGUGGUGAAAUCGGGCUUGGAACUGGAGUAGGAUCUGUUCCCCAGGCCGGGAAAGGAUGUCGGCUCUGGAGGAAAACAAAAUGUCUGAGGCUUAUCUUUGUACAAGAUAACGUUCAUGGAAAGGUGUAAGGCAAAGUACUUUAUUGGCCAGCCAAUUUGAUUUUAGUGGAAGUUUUCCAAAGCACUAACAGAAAUGGGUAUGAGAAUUAAACUGCACAGUGCUGACCACCCUAAUAACCUUCUUAAGGAACUCAAUAAGUUUAGGCUGUCCGAAACCAUGUGCGAUGUAAUUAUUGUGGUUGGCAACCGAACAUUUUCAGCACAUAAGUCAGUGCUGGCAUGUGCUGCUGGCUACUUCCAGAAGCUCUUUCUGAAUUCCGAGGUUAACACUGCAAGAACAUACGUGGUAGACUUUAUCACCCCGGCAAAUUUUGAAAGAAUUUUGAGUUUUAUCUACACAGCUGAGCUUUUCACUGAUCUCAUCAAUGUGGGUGUUAUCUAUGAGAUGGCAGAGAAGUUAGGCAUGCAGGAUCUCCUGAAGGCCUGUUACUCUACCUUCCCUGACUUGGAAAAAACAGAAACUAACAAACCAACAGUGGGAUCAACUGAAGGCUAUGCACCUCUCACUGGGGCCUCGAAUGACCAAAAUCCCCCCGUGUCUGACUCCAGAGGCCAAGGCCCACAGUUUUGUCAAAACAGAGGUUAUAUCAUGCAGGUUGAAGUAGGAGAGAGUUUUAAGAGUGAAGAACGAAACCUUGUGAAUGAAAAUGGUCCGAGUAUGCCAGUGAUGUACCAACAGUCAGCAAAGACUGAAGAUAACCUGGAGAUGGAGUACAGCCAGUCCACAUCAACUGAAAAUGUGCCUCUGACCCCGAGUAAAGGUCCAUGUGAGCUGUAUGAAAUACAGAGUAAUGGAUAUUACAAUCAAACAAGUUUAUUGAUGGCUGGAGAAUCUCUCAAAGAGAAUAAUGGUUCCUGUGUCAGUAACAAUGUUGACCUCCAGGUUCAUUCAAUAAAAGAAAUGGAAUGCAUGCAAUUUGAAGGUAUUGAACAAGAUGGCCUUCAUUUCGAUGAUCACCAAGAGAGCAGAGGUCCUUCUGAAGAGAUAAUUGAGCUAACAGACGACAGCGAAGACGAAAAUCUUGUCUGUGUUAAGGAUGUUAACGGUGAAGGUAAGAGCAUGCCGUGCCAGGUGUGUGGCAAGGUCUUACCGCCCAACAUAGGAUUGAUUAGGCAACAUGGUAAACUCCACAUUGAUGCAAAAGAGGGGCUGUGCACAGUGUGUGGCGCCAAAUUUACUGACAGGAGCUCUCGAAUCACCCACGUUUUGUCUCACAUUGGAAUUUUCCUCUUCUCAUGUGACAUGUGUGAAAUGAAGUUUGUGACACAGUGGCAAGUGGCUGGACAUAGAAAAGGGAAACCACAUGACACUAACAUUAUUGUACAGCCAAAUACCAUCCUGCCAGCCGAAGCUAAUUUUGGGGGCUCUCCCACAGAACUGUUUUGUGCUGUCUGUGGAAAGGCCAUGACUAAAGACUACCUUGCUGUGAAAGAGCAUAUCCUUUCUCAUCUUGACAUGAAAAGUCUCUCCUGUUGUGUCUGCGAACAGCCGUCUAGAUCAGUCUGUAGCCUAAUGUGGCAUGUUUUGUCCCACAUGAAUAUAUCCAUCUUUUCCUGUUCUGUAUGUGGUAAUAGCUUUGUAGAUCGAACUGUUCUAGAACAACACAUGGCCUCUCACCAGGGUAUGGAAUAUUUAUAUGAAUGUAAUUUCUGCAGUAGAAAAUUCCGGUUAGAAGCCUCUUAUCAAAACCAUGUGAAGAUACAUAAGAGGCAUAAUUUAGACAGCACAAAAGGUCUCAUUACUCAACACCAGUGGCUCAAAAAGACCUUAACAACGUCACCGUCAGACGAGUCUACGAGUGAUGGACAAAUGCCUGGUGUACAUCAAGAGACUCUUCUGACCCUUCCCUCAAAGACCAACUCUAAAGGGAACUGGUAUGAAUGUGAAUUUUGCGGGAAGAGGUUUUCCCAUUCUAGUGAGUUUCAGUAUCACCUGCGAAUCCACUCGGGAGAGAAGCCCUAUGAAUGCAAGCUGUGCCACAAGUUCUUCAGGGGGCGAUCAACUGUCAAAAACCAUCUAAAGACCCAUUCAGGUGCUCUCAUGUAUUGCUGCACAGUUUGCCAGAAGUAUUGUCCCACCCUGAACCUUAUGAUUAAACACGUGGAGAUGCACAAAGAUGGAGGCCUUCCUCCUGACUUUAACAUUGCACAGACUUUUAUGUACAUUGUGCAUUCCAAACAGCCAGUAAAAAUGAUGGACUAACCUUACCUGGAAAGGAACCAGUCCUAAUGUUGGUUUGAAAAACUGUAUUCAGAAAUAGACAUCAAAUAAAGUCUCAUUUUAAUGUACAGUGGAACCUUCAAAACUAAUCACCUUUUUAAGGAGAGGUGCUAGUUGAUAGAACUUUAAAAAAUUAAAUUUUAUAAAUAUUGCUA